Salmo salar (Atlantic salmon) is the source of this 4770-nucleotide messenger RNA. Its product is annotated as ubiquitin-conjugating enzyme E2Q-like protein 1. Lineage: Eukaryota; Metazoa; Chordata; Actinopteri; Salmoniformes; Salmonidae. The record is from RefSeq and is a predicted model, not a curated record.
CCACUUUCACUCUCUCCUCUCGUCCACAUCUAGCCCCCUCUCCCCACAUCAUUAACCAUUCAAACCAGGUAGAGCAGCGGAAGCCAACCCACGUCUGGCCGGUCGUCCCUUUCCGCUGCUAUUUGUGUGUGUGUGAGCGCAGCGAGCUAACGAGAAUUGUGUGAGUCCUCGCCAAGGAUUAGCGGGGUUGGUUCGUCCUCAGUAACAUUAGAGACAGUGUCGCGGCAGCUGCAGUUAAAUCAAAGGCUUUAGCUCGCUUUGUUGGAUGGUAACCGUUUAAUAUCCCUCUCUCUCCACUGUAAUAGCUGCUGUCAGUGCAGCUGAAGACUCGCCUUUUCGUCGCAUAGGUUACACGAGGACAUUGGGGAUUUCAUUUUUCCGAACGGAAUUAUAAAUGUCGGACCUCGUCGGAAUGAUGCACUGAAGAAGGACUAGGCUAAAUGCAAGCGUCUGUUCAGAGGCUGCAGUAUAGCUGAGGGAUUGCGGCGCAAAGUUUUUUUUGUACGGUUUCACCGUCUAACAUCAGUGGUUGGCUAUAAAGGGAGAAUCGUGAAUCUCGAUCGCCCUGAGCUCGGCGAAAACAUAAUGGCCACUCUACUGCGUAAAAUAGGUCUGAUUCGUCUUCACGACCGGGACACAGAGGACCCCAAGCAUCACCAGGGCUCGCUAAAGGGGACCAAGGGGAACACCAAGAACAACGCCAAGCAGCACUCUCAGACCACCAACGAGACCAACAACCUCCUCAGCACCCCCGAGAUAAAAGCGAAGAAGCUGGACCAGCACAGCAGCAAGGACAAACUGUCCGUAAAGGAUAAGCAACAGGGCAAGGACACCAAGGAGAAACAGCAGAUGGGAGGCGGAGGAGGAGGAGGUGGGAUCGGGGUUGGGAAAUCAGCGACCAGUGCCUCGAUACCGCCACUAGCCCCUCACCGGCAGCACUGCACCCAAGUCCGGACGAGAAGACUCAUGAAGGAACUCCAGGAGAUCCGGCGGUUGGGAGACAACUUUAUAACGGUCGAGCUGGUCGACGACAACCUAUUUGACUGGAACGUCAAGCUCCACCAGGUAGACAAAGACUCGGCGCUGUGGCAGGACAUGAAAGAAACGAACACCGAGUUCAUACUGCUGAAUGUCUCUUUCCCCGACAAUUUCCCCUUCUCCCCGCCUUUCAUGCGGGUGCUCACCCCCCGGUUGGAAAACGGGUACGUGCUGGAUGGCGGAGCGAUAUGUAUGGAGCUGUUAACCCCCCGCGGAUGGUCCAGCGCCUACACAGUGGAAGCCGUGAUGAGGCAAUUUGCCGCAAGUCUCGUAAAAGGACAGGGACGUAUCUGCAGGAAAGCAGGGAAGUCCAAGAAGGCGUUUAGCCGCAAAGAGGCGGAGGCCACCUUUAAGAGUCUGGUGAAGACCCACGAGAAGUACGGCUGGGUUUCCCCCCCUGUGUCUGACGGCUGAGGAAAGAGGUUGGCCAUGACGCUAGCUAGCCAUGCUAACCACGACACACCACGCUAAUUCAACUCCUCCUCCUUCUCGACCCUACAGCUCCACCGCUCCAGUUGUUUUGUUUUUAGUUUCUGUUGUUUCAAUCACCUCACUGAAACGCUUCAGAAAAAUGAACAAUCGAACGCUGGUCAUCGAGGUCUACUUCUUCACUUUGCUGAUCAUUGCCAUCAUCAAGUCGUUAUUUCUCCACAGCCCUCCUGCGCUGCACUCCUCCGUCCCUACUUCCCGUUCCCUCCCUCCUUCUCUUUCUCUCCCUUCGGCUGAGUAGAGGGUUCAGAGUGAGGUGUGUCUGUCAGCGGAGGGUGUGUCAGUGGAGUGUGUGUCACAGCGGGCCAUGGAUUGGGUUUCCGACACGCACACACACACACACCCACACACACUGAGGGACAUUCAGACAGACUGUGUGUGGAUCUGCAGGUAAAGACUGUGAAAGACUACUGCGAAGAGGGCGAUGUAUUUUCCUCUCCAACCUUUACCCCCUCCUCUCCUCUUCUCCUCUCAUCCUUCUCUCCAAGCUGACACCACACUGCACUGAACUGUAGUCAAACUUUCCAUCCCCUCUGCAUGCUUGACCAUUUACAUACAAACCAGCCUGUUGAUGUUUAAUAGACUGGCUGUGCAGGACAGCAACUCACGCAUUCACCCCUUCUUUUUCUAAUAUUUUUCUCUCUGUUCCUUUCUUUUCCUUUUGACUGUGCUGUUUUUCACAGUUCAAUGCAACAUGAAGAUUGUAAUGUAUGUAGAGCUGUGCUCUCUAUCUCUCUUUCUAUCGUUUGUUCUCCUCUCUCUCAUUCUCUCCCUCUUUGUGGCUAAAUUUAGAUCUCACUGUGUUGCGUACAUGGUUAUUGAUUUCUAAUGGAGAAAAAACAUCACUUGUUUCAUACCCAGAGACUCUGUACGAUGAAGAGAAUGACAGUCAACUACAGCACUCUCUCUCUCUCUCUCUCUCUCCACUCUGUUCUCUCUCUUUCUCUCUCUCCCCUCUCUCUCUACUCUUUCUAGCUCUCUCUUAAUCUCUCUCUCUAGUCAUACUAUCAUGUGUAGGGGAAGACCAGCAGCUAUAAUUCCCAUGAUUUAGAUACCAGAUGGUCGAGCUAAUAACCAGGCACAUGAAGGGUGUGCGUGCUUUCAUGCAUGUGUGUGUCUCAACAUUGCUUUUCAUUGUGUUCCUAUGUGAUGGUAACUGUACUAUGCUGAUCUCUUUACCGUCAGUAUGCCAGUAAUAGUAUUAGUACAUUAUUACUGUAUGGAGAUGUUGUUACAGUGGUAAUGAUGAUGAUGUCCUGACCAGAGGAAGUGAUCAUCUCUACUAGUUCCCCAUGGGAUUGUUCACCACACACUUCAGAGUGGCUAUUUUGCAUUGGCACAUCACACACACACACGAUACCCCUAAAUGAGGAUGGACAGUGCAGAGCCCUGGUGAGGAUGGAGUGGUGGAAUAAUAAACUAGUGUCCUCUGAGAGAUGAGCGUGUCUCAGUGAGCUCCUGAUUGAUGUCUGGAUUAGAGGGAGGAAGAGAGGGAACGAGGGAGGAAAAGGAAGAGAGAAGGGUGCGUGGCAAGCUUUGAUGUUUCCCGCCGGCUUCUCAAAAUGUCAGCUGGAAUCCAAAAUGGCUGAAGAGAAGUGUGUGUGUGUGUGUGUGUGUUUCAUAACAAUUACACACACACACACACACACACACACACACACACACACACACACACACACACACACACUCUCUUUCUCUAGCCUCCAAAUCCUUCCUAUGCCGUGCAUUAUAUGUGUGGCUGUGAAUGAGCACCACAGAGAGAUAGCUGCUAAUUACGGUGAAAUUUGAACAGAGAGACAGAGUUGUCAGAUGAAUAACUAGUGAAAGUGAUGCCAUCAUACGUCCUGCUCUGCUCUGCUCCGCUCCGCUCCGCUCCGCUCUGCUCUGCUCACUCACACACACACAUCCUGCUCCGCUCUGACAUUCUGUCACUCUCACUUCCCGGAGCGCCGCACAUCUCAUUUUCUGCUUUACAUUGUGUGUAAGGCAAUGUUCAUACAGCAUGUUUUUCUACGGUAUGUUAAUCAUCAGGGGGGAUGAUCAUGUGUGUGAGAGGGGUUGUUGUGUCUGUGAUGCUCCCUUGGGAAGGUUACAGAAAUCACCAUCUGGUAUCUAAUCAUGGGAAAGGGUAAGUUUCAAAAUGGUAACCUACUGUAUUACUUAUCUAGUGCACUACUUUUGACCAGAGCCCUAUGUAGGGAAUAGGGUGCCAUUUGGGAGUCAAUGCUGAUGAUGGUCUUCUCUCUUCUUUUGUGGGCAGUGAAGUCAGGGUUGACUGUGGGUGUUUCACUGGGCGUUACGAUGAGAGGAGAAAUCUACUGUAAAGUGAACAAUUAAUAGAAGAUGAAAUAUCUCCAAAUUGGGUGUUUGCUGGUUUAAAGAGUAUCAUUUUGUGAUAUAGUUUAGAUCGGUAGUUUGCAGACACUAACUGAGUGAAUCGAUUCUGUUGUAUUAUAUCUGCAUGUGGUAAGUGAUUGGUAGCUAGCUAUCUUUUUUUCAAGAAAAGCAACGAAAAAAACGACGACGGGGUAAAAAACGAACAGUAAAAUGCUUCUCUUCUCUUGUUCUCUUGAUUUCUGUUUUCUGUAUGUAUAUUUUUCUUUCUGACUACCCUAAAAAAUACUGUCACGUUGUGUUCUCUGAAUGUUUGUGUUUUAAUUUAUUUGUGGUUUGCCAAAAUGAAGAUUUUGAAGCAUGUCGCAGGUAUUGUCACAGAAAAAGAGAAAAAUAAAUCCGAACUAAGAAUGAUGAUGUGUAUCUGUGUCAGAAGGGUGUUCAGGUGUAUAUUUUGUGGGAGACUUUCAAGGAACCAGAUUAAGAAGGACUAGAUAAUGAUGUCAUAAAGCCUCAACAUUCUCCAGGAAGUAAUCUGUCACAAGGAGCAGAAUUCUAUGGAGCUCAAUGGAACUGAAGGAUCAGUCAACUCUUGGCUCUCACAUGUAUUUCCUACUCUUCUCUGUGAUAUCACCGAUGUCCAUCCUUCUUUCUCUGGUUCCGGACUGCGUUACUGCUUGGGUAGAAGUUGCCCUUAGGCACAGAUCUAGGAUCAGCUUACCCUGCCUAAACCCUAACCUUAACCAUUAGAGUGGAAUGUGCAAAUCUGUCCUUGAUCAGUUUCUAGGAGCAACUUCACCCUACUCCCGACUGAAGUGUCUAGUCCACACCGAGGUCAACAGUUCAAAAGGUGAAAGGUCGUUGCAAGACCAAACAGGAAUGUGCAAUAAAAGUUACGGCUUAUUGAAA